Verticillium alfalfae VaMs.102 is the source of this 2295-nucleotide messenger RNA. Its product is annotated as fibronectin type III domain-containing protein. The transcript has 2 exons. The coding region runs from base 1 to 2295 and encodes 764 amino acids. The record is from RefSeq and is a predicted model, not a curated record. Gene Ontology annotation, molecular function: protein binding; phosphatidylcholine lysophospholipase A1 activity. Lineage: Eukaryota; Fungi; Ascomycota; Sordariomycetes; Glomerellales; Plectosphaerellaceae.
AUGUCUAGUAAGCUACCCAGAGCCAUAUUGAUGUGCAACCACUCUAACAACUCGCUCAGUUCUCGUCAGCGAUGCAACAGCGGCUGGUGUGCCUACAUGUACGAUUACUACUUCGAAAAGGACCACGCUGAUAUCGGUGCACACAAACACGACUGGGAGCACAUCAUAGUUUGGGUUCCUGACGACCGAGCCAACAAUAAGAAGUAUGCGUUUUACCACAAGGAUUGGUUCCAGACUCGUGCCUUCCGCUUUGCUAAUGCGGAAGAUGAUAAAUACCAGGAGAAUGAGCGCCAUGACUGGCAAAUUGGCGAUCUGGUUGGUUGGUUUGGAUUUCCGACAACAGAGCUUCGGUCGGCCCUGGAAACCCAUUAUUUUGGCAGUGCGAGCUUUGCUCUUGGUGGUAGUUUCACGACCAACCUCAAGAAUUCCUUGACUGCUUGGUGUGACGACAAAUUCCCUCCAGACGGCGGAGACCUCGCAGUGUGUAAAAUGCAGCAUUUCCCUCAUCCUUUCGAUCCUGCGAGAGACGACAACGGCUCUCCGGGCCAGCCGCCAGGAGGUAACGGUAACGGGUGCAACCCAACAAAUCCUGGUACGCCUGGGCCUGCAGUUGGCGUCAUCAAUGCCAUGAUUGUAGGAGACUCGAUUACUCAAGGGUUUGAGGGCGACUAUACCUGGAGGUUCCGCCUCGCGGAGUGGUUCAAGUCGGAGAGCAUUACCCCGAACUUUGUUGGUCCUUGGACCGGGAACACAUACCAACGCCGAGCCGAGCGACCCGAAACCUCCCCGUCUGAUCGGAUCUGGGGUAUGUCUAUCACCUCGGUAUCUCGGUGGCAGCUUGCUAACGAAAGCCACAGCCAGUACCGCCAGACGCGCCCCGAACAGGCGGAGCAUAUGCCAACGGUGUCUCCUUUAAAUAGCAAUCAUUGGGCUUUGUGGGGCUGUCAAGCUGCUCAGGUCAAGAACGAGAUUCGCGGUCAGGUCUCAACACAUUCGCCAGAUUGGUUGCUUGUCAUGCUUGGAUUCAACGAUCUUGGCUGGUGGGUGAGUGGGCCUGACGGCACCUUAGCCAGUAUGAAGGCCAUCGUUGAUGAAGCGCGUGCCGCAAAGUCCAACGUCCGCAUCCUGAUUGCUAACGUCAUCCAUCGAACCUUCAUCGAGGGCCGUGACGAUCUUGUAACCAACACGAAUAUCUACAACGAUAUGCUGAAGAAUGCGAUUCCGGGCUGGAGCACACCAUCCUCUCCUAUCAAGCUCGUCGACGUAAACUCUGUAUAUAGCUGUGCUCCACUUGGCGACUGCUCAGCUGCCUACGAUGGACUGCAUCCGGGACCCAAGGGAGAAUACCAGAUCGCUCACGCCUUCAGCAAGACUCUUGUUGAGAUGGGUGCGGGUAAAUCAGCAUUAUCCGUUCCAGGCAGCUUCCCGGCAUCCAAGGCCCCCACGGUUCCUAACAAUGUUCGAGUAUCACAGGCUCCGUGGGGUCUAAAAGUCACCUGGGACAAAGUGUGGGGUGCGAAUGCGUAUGAGGUCCGCUCGCGUCAGAAGGGAAUGAGCCAGUGGUCAUACUGGCCGUCCGGUAUCGCCUGGCCCGUGAACCGUUGGGACAACAGCUGGGUCCUUGAAGGACAAGAAUGGGAAUACUCGGUACGGACGAAUAUGGGAACUGGCCGGACGUCUGAAUGGUCAGGCACCGCUACUGCUGUUGCAAAACCAACGAAUCCGAAGGGACCCAACAAUGUCUGGGUUGAACCUCGAGGAAACUCCAUAUUUUUGCGAUGGGACGCUGUGCCUGGGGCCAUCUCUUACGAGGUUAUCACCUUUGAUAACGAUGCGACAGGGACGACAUUCCCCAACGGCCGCGGUGUCCAAGGGACCAGCGUUACCGUCAGCGAUGGGUUGACAGCCGGUCACAGAAAUGCUAUUGCCAUUGUCACAUGGGUAUCCUCCGGCCCUGGAUGGCCCACUAUUGGCAUGUCGGUGCGUGUCGGUGCAGGCCAGCCUGGGACGAUUCAAGGUCUUCGUGUCAGCAACACUGACCCAACUACGGUUCUCCUCAGCUGGCCUCACACCACAAACUUUGCCAGCUAUCGUGUGUGGUUCCGCAAUCACAAGACGAACGAGGCCUUUCGGACAGAUGAGUACUCCAUUGCCACGGAUAACUCGCAUACCGUUGCCUUUUUGUUCCCCGGCACGUGGAAUUAUGAGUUCUAUGUCGUGGCCAUGAAUGGAAAUAUUGAGGGCGGUCGUUCAAAUACCGUUAUACCACCGGUCUAUCCGGGCUUCCAGGGAUAG